GCUGAUGACGUCUACGAGUAUCACGCAUGCGCGUAGUACACCGAAGGCCUUGAAAAUUUCUGGUGCAGGUUCCAAAUGACAAGAAAUUUCUCUACGGGAAUCUAAAAUGCACCACGCCAGUUUUGCUGUCUCUGUCCAGAUAUUUAGGAAGUGGAGCAAGGGAUUCACUCGAUCAUCCUUCCUGCUCAGGCUGUGGGGAGGAUUUCACUCUAUCAUCUGACCGACUGGCACGCCUGUCAUUUUAAACAGGUGAUUCCCAUUCAUCUGCUCAGACGGUAUGAAUGGAUUCAGAUAUUUCAGCUAAAGGGACAUCAGCAAGUUCACACUGGGACAAUGCCAUUCACCUGAUCUCUGUGUGAGAAGGGAUUCAGUAGGUGUUCCCUCCUGUGAACAAACCUGUCAAUUCACACUGGGGCAGAGGCCUUUCACCCGCUCAGACUGUGUGAAGGGAUUCACUAAGUCAUCCACCCUAAUGGCUCACCAACGAGUUCACACUGGGGAGAGGCCGUUCACCUGCUCAGACUGUGGGAAAGGCUUCAGCUGCUCAUCUAAACUGAAGGUACAUCAGAGAAUUCACACUGGGGAGCGGCCAUUCACCUGCUCAGACUGUGGGAAGGGAUUCACUCAGUCAUCUGAACUGAAGGUACAUCAGAGAGUUCACACUGGGGAGCGGCCGUUCACCUGCUCAGACUGUGGGAAGGGUUUCACUCAGUCAUCUAAAUUGAAGGUACAUCAGCAAGUGCACACUGGGGAGAGGCCAUUCCCCUGCUCAGACUGUGGGAAGAGAUUCACUCAGUCAGCCCACCUACGAGCACACAGGUCAGUUCACACUGGGGAGAGGCUGUUUACCUGUUCAUACUGUGGGAAGGGAUUCAUUUUGUCGACUCAGCUACUGAGACACCAGUCAGCUCACACUGGGGAGAAGCCAUACACCUGCUCAGUGUGUGGGAAGGGAUUCACUCGGUCAUCCGCCCUAAUGGCUCACCAGCGGGUUCACACCGGUGAGCGGCCGUUCACCUGCUCGGACUGUGGGAAGGGAUUCACUCAGUCAUCUCACCUACAAGCACACAGGUCAGUUCACACGGGGGAGCGGCCAUUUACCUGCCCGUACUGUGGGGAGGGUUUCACUUUGUCAUCUCAGCUACUGAGACACCAGUCAGUACACACUGGGGAGUGGUCGUUCACCUGUUCAGACUGUGGGAAGGGAUUCACUCAGUCAUCUCAACUGAAGGUACAUCAAAGAGUUCACACUGGGGAGCGGCCGUUCAGCUGCUCAGACUGUGGGAAGGGAUUCACUUGCUCAUCUAAACUGAAGGUACAUCAACGAGUUCACACUGGAGAGAGGCCGUUCAUCUGCUCAGACUGUGGGAAGGGAUUCACUCGCUCAUCUGAACUGAAGCUACAUCAGCGAGUUCACACUGGGGAGAGGCCGUUCACAUGCUCAGUCUGUGGGAAGCGAUUCACUCGGUCAUUUCAUCUGAAGGUACACCAGCGAGUUCACACUGGGGAGAGGCCGUUCACCUGCUCAGACUGUGGGAAGGGAUUCUCUUGCUCAUCUCAACUGAAGGUACAUCAGCGAGUUCACACUGGAGAGAGGCUGUUCAGUUGCUCAGACUGUGGGAAGGGAUUCACACCGUCAUCCCACCUACAAGCACACCGGUCGGUACACUCUGGGGAGAAGCCAUUCACCUGCUCAAGCCUGAAUUAUACCUCUGAGUAGGCACUAUGGUGUAGCAUAUGCAGUAGCCCAUGCAUGUUGUCUGCACAGUUGUGAGCAUUUCUACUUGUGUGUUUGUGUGCCUGCGUUGCUCUGCCAAAACGCUAGUUGGUGUUGGGGUGCUAUUCCGCUGUGUUGAAUUGACUCGAGUGGAGUUGGGCACGAUGGCAACUGCUGAGUUCAUCUUGUUGGAGUUGGAGCUAAUGGAUGUUGAACAAGAGUUACUUUUAUUGAAAUUACUGCAGCGCAGAAAGAGAGAAGUUUUUCCAUUUCUUUGUGCAGUCCAUGACGUCCAAGCCGGUCUUGUGGAAAUUUCUUUCCACAAAUUUGAUGCCAUUUUCAAGUCUUUAUUGUGUGCCGGUGAAGAGUCGUGCAAAUGUACAUAUUUUCUGACUUCCUCACUUACCCUCUCCUCAAUUUGUUCCAUUUUCCAACUUUGAAACAACAGGAUAUGCGUAGGAGGAAACUGGCUGCUGCCAAGUAGAUCAAUCACAGUUCUUGCUGUCUGUGUCACCACAAUGCAUAGUUACAGUUUUGGGAAUGUGCACGUUAGGCUACAUUAGGCAAAAGACUCUCUUGGAGGCGCUACAUGGAGUCGCUUUCCGG
Molecule: messenger RNA, 2323 nt
Organism: Hypanus sabinus (Atlantic stingray)
Lineage: Eukaryota; Metazoa; Chordata; Chondrichthyes; Myliobatiformes; Dasyatidae
Product: zinc finger protein 229-like
Exons: 2
Coding region: 473-1720 (415 amino acids)
Biological process (GO): regulation of DNA-templated transcription
Molecular function (GO): RNA polymerase II cis-regulatory region sequence-specific DNA binding; DNA-binding transcription factor activity, RNA polymerase II-specific
Source: RefSeq, a predicted model, not a curated record